Mustela erminea (ermine) is the source of this 1520-nucleotide messenger RNA. It is a transcript of the gene FAM216A, whose product is annotated as family with sequence similarity 216 member A. The transcript has 8 exons. NCBI's taxonomy places the organism in Eukaryota, Metazoa, Chordata, Mammalia, Carnivora, Mustelidae. The record is from RefSeq and is a predicted model, not a curated record. Bases 436 to 1179 code for a protein of 247 amino acids.
UAGAGACGCCUGGUUGCCUUGGUGAUAACGGAUAACGGCUAACAUUCUGCAUCCCUGCGCUGGGGACUUCGGUCCUUCAUUUGCGUCCUGGUCUUUGACCUUUAUGGUGACACUCAAGAUUUGCAAAUUUGUAGAGGGUCUGGAAUGCACCUCCUGUUUUAGAGGGCAUGUACUAAUCCCUGCCACAAACCGUGCAAGCGCGCAAUCAACUAAAGAACUGCCCCUCCCCCAACUUAUUCCAGCGUCGUGCAUCUGCCCUCCCCGCUCUCCCGAAGCUAUUCGGGCAGUGUCCGGAGCACAUCGGAGGGGGCUAGAAUACGGCGUCCGCCUCUUCACCCCCAAUAUCGCCCGGCCUGACGCACGCGUGCUGACGGGGGAGGGGAGAGGGGAAAGCUGCUUCCGCACACCGCUCGAGGUCCGGGCUCCGGGGAGGAGAUGCCCGGCCAAGGUCCGGUGUCCGACUGGACAGAAUGCAGCUCUUCCGCAGAGCCUCCCGCAGUGGCCGGGACCGAGGGUGGCGGCGGCGGAUCAGCUGGACAUUCUUAUUAUCAGAAUUCCAAAGGUAUUGACAGAAUCAAAGAUGGACACAAAGUGAACACACACAUAGCCAAGCUGCAAGAGUUGUGGAAAACUCCUCAAAUUCAAGCAAUUCACAUCCCUAAAUCAAUGACAGAUGCGUCCUUUCUAAAGCAUCCAGACCUCACCACAGGCCAGAAGCGUUAUCUGUGUAGCAUCGCUAAGAUCUAUAACGCCAACUAUCUGCGGACAUUGAUGAAGAGGCAGUACAUGCACGUGAUCCAGCACAGCUCACAAAAGCCAGGUAUCCUCACUCAUCACAGGAGCCGCCUCGGUUCUCGUUACUCACAGAAGCAGCAUUACCCCUGCACCACAUGGCGACACCAACUGGAGAGAGUGGACUCAGGGACCCUUGACAUGGCCGCUGUACCCGCACCGGAAAUGAUCCUACAGCAUUCCCUUUGGCGACCAGUGAGAAACAAAGAAGGUUUAAAAACUGGAUAUGCAUCUAAAACAAGAUGUAAGUCACUGAAGAUUUUUAGAAAACCAGGCAAACUGUUCAUGCAAUCAGGAAGCAAGCCAACCAAGUGGUAUCAAAAUUUUGCAGAGCAACUCAGAUUAAGUCCAGAGUUGUUUCUACAAAUGAUUCUGAAUCAUACAUGAAUGAAGAAAAAAAGGAAGAAGAUUUGCUAAAUAAAUGUAUGCAAUCGAUGUCAAUUGAAGAACAAGGAGAACACCUGAUGUGAACUUGAGUCUUGUGAAUUGAUAAGGUGCCAAAGGGGGGGAGGGUUGUGAAUUGUGUCCUCUUUCUACAUUUAGGAUAGUAUUGUUACUCACCGUGAAGUCAUUAAGUAAUUUUAGUUUGUUCAGAAAUGUUUACAACAGUGUAAUUAACUGGUUGAUGUAGUUCCAUGUACUAAUGAUAUUUGUGUAACAAAAGUUAUGUGUAAUAUAUGCUUGUAUUUCUAGCUAGAUACAAUUAAAAAUUUUCUUGUCGCUUAAAA